This is a messenger RNA of Prosopis cineraria, 1394 nucleotides long. RefSeq lists its product as uncharacterized. The transcript has 8 exons. The coding region runs from base 457 to 1218 and encodes 253 amino acids. Lineage: Eukaryota; Viridiplantae; Streptophyta; Magnoliopsida; Fabales; Fabaceae. The record is from RefSeq and is a predicted model, not a curated record.
ACCGCGAGGGGACGCUAGCAAGGAGGAACUGUCUGCCGCUGCGCUACGAGCCCGUCUAGUGUGAAUGACGAUAUAAUUUAUCAACCUCAAAACCCCAUUCCCUUUUGCUGUGGGUCGCGGGAUUCAGUUUUUGUUCGGCAUUGCACACUUGGUCGAGCUCGCCGUCGGACGCCGCCCACCGUUGUUGGCCCUGCGUGGCUGUUCUCCGGCAAGUAUUGAAGAAGUAGCUCAAGGUGAAAAUACUUGUCAAAGGAGGUGCCUCUUAAAUAUUGAGGGGAGACACUAUUCAAGGCUAGCGCUUCUGACACCAUGAGGUGCUACUUCACUCAACCAUUGCUAGCUUAAGAUUAUUUCAUUGAAAGGCUGUUAGGCUUUGUCAGAUUGAUUGGACCCUUGCUAGGAGGCAGUGUUUUAGGCUGUUGUAGUCAGUUGUUACUGUUAGUGCUUGCCUGGCCCAUGGAUCCAUUUGAUGAUGUUUUUUCAGAAGCUCCUGUUUCACGUGCUCGGGCGGGUGGCAAGUUUAUUCCAAAGGCCAAAGCUAAACAACUGGCUCGUAAGGAAAUAUCUACAUCAAAUCAAGUAACCUCUAAUGAUGGAAAGAAUGAGCAUGUUGCACCAUCAUCCACAAGCUUGGACACUGUAGGAAAUGCCCCAAGAAAAAGUAGUAAUCCAGUUGAUUUAAUUCCAGAUACAUCAGCUAAAGAAUUUCUGAAAUCCAGUCAUAGUUCACCUGUAGAAAUCCCAGUUUUGGAUGAUAAUAAUCCUGACCUGGAGGAUUUUCAGCAAGUUAAUGUGAGCGGAUGUAAUGCUGUUUUGGUGGAUGCUCAGCAUUCAACUAUUACAGCAUCUGAGGUCAAUAGUGAUUGGCAUUCCACCAAUUUUCCAAAAGCAGCUAAUGAGGCAGACCCUGUUGGUUUUGAUGUGAGUUCAGUAGCAGACAUUAUUCCUGGGACCAACCUCCAUAAUGCUAACUCAACCAUUAUUGAGAAUGAAGAACCUUCUAAAUAUUGGGAAGGUGAAGGUCCAUUUCUUGAUGUCCACAAAUGUUUGGAACGUAUUGAUGCUUCAUUGGCAUUGCAAGCUGGUCCUGAUGUGGCAUCCCAAAGUGCUUCAGGUUGUAAGGCUGCAAUGUUGGAGAACAGUCAUUCAAAUUCUAGCCUUGAAAGAGCAGGAGAGCUCGCAAGUUUCAACCAAAGAUUAAGCCUCGGCCUAGAGUAGGGACUGCAGCAGUUGUUGCUUCUGCUUCAGUUAAUGAUUUCUGUAGAACCAAUUCAUUGAGUGAUAGGGAUAAUUCAUGCUCAAGUGUGCCGGUGUCUAAGGACACAAGAAGCUUGGGAGCAGUAAUCCCUUCAGAGCCUCCAAUUGCCAUGCUAUCAAGGGUGCUGCUCCGGAUG